AAUCUGGAUCAUUUCUUCUCUGCUCCUCUAAAGCUUCAUCAACCAUGGCAAGUUUGCUGAGCCCCUCGAUGCCUGUGUUGGCUGCUGUGGCCUUGACACUGACCCUGGCUGUGAUCCCUGAAGCCAGUACUAAUGCUGAAGCCAAGCAGGUGGUAUUAGGUGGAGUGGAGCCAGCUGACCCUAAGGAUAAGGAGGUGCAGAAAGUGGUAAAGUUUGCUGUUAGAACCUACAAUGAUAUGGACAAUGACCUGUAUCUUAGCAAGCCAAUACGACUGAUGAGCGCCAGCCAGCAGGUUGUGGCUGGGAAGAACUACUACUUGAAAAUUGAGCUAGGCCGAACCACAUGUACCAAAACUGAGUCUAAUUUGGUUGAUUGUCCCUUCAAUGAACAGCCAGAUCAGCAGAAGAGGGUCAUCUGUAAUUUCCAGAUCAACGUUGCACCUUGGCUGAACAAGAUGUCCAUGACAAACUUCAACUGUUACAAUUUCUGAGGAUAUAUGUCAGGCUACACUUCUGCUGAUUGUCUCUUACUUUUACUCAAUCUUAUCCUUAAGUUCUCCUUUCCUCAGACAGAGAUCUUAGUCCCAAAGGUUGUCUCUUGAGAAUGAUAGCACCAAGAGAAAAGUAGAGAUAGGCCCUGCACACCUAAGUGACAGUUCCCUUGUUCCUUUCAUCUACUUGUUUUUCAAAGGCCCACUGUUCAUUAUUUGCUCAAUAAAAAAAUAGCCAUAGGUC
Messenger RNA from Mus musculus (house mouse), 735 nucleotides. RefSeq names its product cystatin D (gene Cst5). Bases 45 to 491 code for a protein of 148 amino acids. The record is from RefSeq and is marked validated. Gene Ontology annotation, cellular component: cytosol. Gene Ontology annotation, molecular function: endopeptidase inhibitor activity; cysteine-type endopeptidase inhibitor activity. NCBI's taxonomy places the organism in Eukaryota, Metazoa, Chordata, Mammalia, Rodentia, Muridae. The transcript is spliced from 3 exons.